AUGUCCGCAUCGCAUUUAGAGAACCCUCCUCCUAACCCUAAUCUCGUGACCGUCAUGCAGGAGUACUCACAAGCGACACGUUGCAGCGACAUCUUCCUGCCUACCUCUCCUCUCCCUUCCUGCAUUCCUCUCCUCUCCCUUCAGUUUGAUAGUGCUCUACUCUCCUGCUCUCCUCUCCUCUCCUCUCCUCCUCUCCUCUCCUUUCCUCUCCCAUCCUGCUCUCUCCCCCUCUCCCAUCCUGCUCCCCUCUCCUCUCCCAUCCCGCUCUCCACUACUCUCCCCUCCUGCUCUCCUCUCCUCUCUCAUCAUGCUUUUCUCUCCCGUCAUGAUCUCAUAUCCUAUCCCAUCAUGCUCUCCUCUCCUAUCCCAUGCUGCCCACUUCUGUCCAUUCCUGCUCUCUUCGCAAUCCGCAGGCGCGUAGCACGGUGGGAGCUACGGAAUCCGCAAACGUGUUGCACUGCAGUCGCUCUGGUUUCCGCAGGCGUGUCGCACGGUGCGACCCCAAAACCCUACUCGAAUUCUGCUGUGGUUUCGUUCGCUCCUAUCACCUCCCUUCCUUACCUCUUCACCCCUUCCUGCCUUCAUCUCCUCUCCCUUCCUGCCUACCUCUCCUCUCCCUUCCUGCAUUCCUCUCCUCUCCCUUCGGUCCUCCCAUCUCCUCUCCCUUCGGUCCUCCCAUCUCCUCUCCCUACGGUCCUCCAUCUCCUCUCCAUUCAUGCCCUCUUCUCCUCUAUCCCUUUCUGUCCUCCCCUCUCCUCUCCCUACGGUCCUCCAUCUCCUCUCCCUUCAUGCCCUCUCCUCCCCUCUCACUAUCUGUCCUCCCCUCUCCUCUCCCUUUCUGUCCUCGCCUCUCCUCUCCCUUUCUGUCCUCGCCUCUCCUCUCCCUUUCUGUCCUCGCCUCUCCUCUCCCUUUCUGUCCUCGCCUCUCCUCUCCCUUUCUGUCCUCGCCUCUCCUCUCCCUGUCUGUCCUCGCCUCUCCUCUCCCUUUCUGUCCUCGCCUCUCCUCUCCCUCUAUGUCCGGCCCUCUCCUCUCGCGCUCUGUCCCCCCCCCCUCUCCCUUCUCCACCCAGAUUCGCAGGCGUGUCGCACGGUGUGACCUCCGGAAUCCGCAGGCGCGCGCAACAGUGUGGGAUCCGGAAUCCGCAGGCCAACUUCGCGCGGUGCGUGUGCAGAAUCCUGCUCGAAUUCGGCUCGGGCGUUUCAAGCGAUGUGGUGACGACAAUUCAGACGCAAAUCGGACAGCGCACUUCACCUGCCAUCCUGUGGGCCCGAAUCCGGGAGGCGAGCGCCGGGCCGGAAGGCCUGACUUCGGGGCCAGCCGCACUCGCUCGGUAA
Closterium sp. Naga37s-1 is the source of this 1335-nucleotide messenger RNA. The record is from the annotation of a GenBank genome assembly. Lineage: Eukaryota; Viridiplantae; Streptophyta; Zygnematophyceae; Desmidiales; Closteriaceae.